AUGUCGUCAAUGAUUACGACCACAGCGUGGGUGCGACGGGGUGUCGCUGCCCAAUUCCCCACCAAAUAUGAAAUCGACGAGGACGAGAUGAAUCGCAUUUCCAAGCUUGCUCGAAUGCAACUAGAGGAUGCGCAAGAUGACCUGAGUGCCGCAAAGGCGGGCGAGACGAAUGACGACGACGCCGACGAUGCCGCCAUGGAAGAUGACUCGAAGGACAGUGAUAGCAUGGAAGAGGAUGGUGCGAAGCAAAAAACAAAAGAUGGAAACGAGACGAAAGCAAUCACAGAUGACGACGAUGUUCUGAAGGAAUUCGACAUGGAUCACUACGACAGCGAUGACGUGGAUGAGUCUGGAGAGAAAGUGACUCGCUUCGGCAACGUACAGUCGCUUGCUUACCACCAGCCCAACGAGGCUGAUCCCUACUUGGUUAUUCCCGAGGACGAGGAGGAUGAGGAGCGCGAGGAGCUUCAAAUUCUGCCAACAGACAACCUGCUCCUUGCCGGAAAAGUCGAGGACGAAGUCGCCCACCUCGAGGUCUACGUCUAUGAGGACCGUGCCGACAAUCUCUACGUUCACCACGAUAUCAUGCUCCCAGGUAUUCCUCUCUGCGUGGAAUGGCUAGACAUCCCCGUCGGCAAGGGCAGCGAGGGACGUGAGGCAGGAAACUUUGUUGCCGUCGGCACAAUGGAGCCCGACAUUGAGAUCUGGGACUUGGAUGUGGUGGACAGCAUGUACCCCAACGCCAUUUUGGGACAAGGCGGGCAGGACACUACCGCACCCUCUUCGUCCAAAAAGAAGUCGAAGAAGAAGUCCAAGGCCAAUGACGAGUACCACAUCGACUCCGUGCUGGCUCUUGCCGCCAAUCGCCAGCAUCGGAACUUGUUGGCAUCCGCCUCUGCAGACCGCACAGUCAAGCUGUGGGAUCUGAACACCACGAGCUGCGCCAAGUCAUACACACACCACACCGACAAGGUCUGCUCGCUCGACUGGCACCCCAAAGAGUCCACAAUCCUUCUCAGUGGCUCUUAUGAUCGCACCGUGGUCGCUGCCGACAUGCGUGCUCCUGAUGCCAAGGCUCGCUGGGGAGUUGAUACUGAUGUUGAGAACGUGCGCUGGGACCCUCAUGACCCUAACUACUUCUACGUCACCACUGACGGUGGUAUGGUCUAUCGCUAUGAUGUCCGCAACGUCCCCGCCUCUCCGGCCGAGUCCAAGCCCGUCUGGUCGCUGCAGGCCCACGAUUCCUCCGUCUCGUCUUUUGACAUCAACCGCAGUAUCCCUGGAUUCCUGGUGACCGGUUCAACGGACAAGGAGGUCAAGCUGUGGAACGUCGAGAACGACAAGCCCAGUCUCGUCGUCACUCGAAAGCUCGACGUCGGCAAGGUCUUCUCUACUGGCUUUGCUCCCGACCCGGAGGUGAGCUUCCGCCUAGCUGUCGCCGGCAGCAAGGGUAUUGUCCAGAUCUGGGAUGCCUCCACCAACGGAGCUGUGCGCCGAACAUUCGUGUCUCGUAUGCCCGACUUGGCUGGAGACGUGCCCGAGCGCAUCACCGGUGUGGGUGCGGACGAUGACGACUCUGAUGAUGAGGAGGGCGCCGAUGAGGGUGCUGAUGGUGCCGCCGCUGGGCCUGACGGCUGGGAGUCCAUGGAUGAGGACUAA
Penicillium diatomitis is the source of this 1659-nucleotide messenger RNA. RefSeq names its product rRNA-processing protein PWP1. Bases 1 to 1659 code for a protein of 552 amino acids. Gene Ontology annotation, biological process: rRNA processing. Gene Ontology annotation, cellular component: nucleus. The record is from RefSeq and is a predicted model, not a curated record. Lineage: Eukaryota; Fungi; Ascomycota; Eurotiomycetes; Eurotiales; Aspergillaceae. The transcript is spliced from 2 exons. Gene Ontology annotation, molecular function: protein binding.